AGGGAGGAUCCAGGACAAUGGCCGAUGCUCAUGAUUUGGAGCUGGAAAGUAUGAACCUGGAUAUGGAGAGAGAGAUGAAACAAGAGCUGGAGGAAGAAGAAAAAGUGGGGGAGAACAGGGGAGGUAAGGCUCCUUCCAAAGAUAAAAAAGUCCACAGGAUUGUCUCAAAAUGGAUGCUUCCUGAAAAGGCCCGAAGAUCAUACUUGGACAGAGCUAACUGCUUCCCACCCCCUGUGUUCAUCAUCUCCAUCAGCCUUGCUGAGCUGGCAGUGUUUAUUUACUAUGCAGUGUGGAAGCCUCAGAAACAGUGGAUUACCUUGGACACCGGCAUCUUGGAGAGCCCCUUUAUCUACUCUCCUGACAAGAGGGAAGAAGCCUGGAGGUUUAUCUCAUACAUGCUAGUACAUGCUGGAGUUCAGCACAUCUUGGGGAAUCUUGUUAUGCAGCUUGUUUUGGGCAUCCCCUUGGAAAUGGUCCACAAAGGCCAUCGAGUGGGGCUAGUGUACCUGGCAGGGGUGAUUGCAGGUUCCCUUGCCAGUUCCAUCUUUGAUCCACUCAAAUAUCUUGUGGGUGCUUCAGGAGGAGUCUAUGCUCUGAUGGGAGGCUAUUUUAUGAAUGUUUUAGUGAAUUUUCAAGAAAUGAUUCCUGCCUUUGGAAUUGCCAGACUACUGAUCAGCAUCCUCAUAAUUGCAUCAGAUAUGGGAUUUGCUCUCUACAGAAGAUUCUUUGUCCCUGCAAACGGGUCACCGGUGUCUUUUGCAGCUCACAUUGCAGGUGGAUUUGCUGGAAUGUCCAUAGGAUACACUGUGUUUAGCUGCUUUGAUACGGCACUGCUGAAAGAUCCAAGGUUUUGGAUAGCGAUUGCUGCUUAUUUAGCUUGUUUCGUAUUUGCUGUGUUUUUCAAUAUUUUCCUAUCACCAGCAAACUGAUUCAUCUCAAAUAUAAGCCCAUUAAUAAAAAGAGUCAUCUGGGGGAAAAAAAAAACAAAAAAUAAAGAACUCAAGAAAUAGAAGAAGUUCUAGCAAAUGCUAAUGAUUUUACAAACAGGAUAAAACAUAACCGAACUCAUAAGUUGCAAGGACCAUAUACAAAAAAAAAUUUAGGGCUAAAGGAAGAGGCUUCUGAAAGCAAAGGGAAGGAAAUGGAAGAGGGAAAGGGAGGGUAGUGAACACCAGAGAUUGGGUCUUCUCCAGGCAUACGGUAUGCAGGUAUGUAUUCUAUAAAAGAGACUCGUUCUCCCUGGAAGAUACCUUCUAGACAUUGCUUGAUAGAACCCACGAAUACUAUGUUGUAAUUAAACCUUCCCAUGCCUGUGUCAGGCUCUUGAUAAUCACUUUUAGAUAGAUCACUGUGACAGGCGCUUUAUAUACAUUAUUGCUGAUCUUUUUGACAACCCAGAAAGGUAGAUAUUACUCUGUAUCUUAGAGAUGAGACAUAACCCAGAAAGGUAACUACUACUCUGUAUCUUAGAGACUAUUGUUGUUAGAUGCCAUCCAGUUGAUUCUGACUCAUAGCAGCCCCAUAUGACACAGCAGAACCGCCCCAUAGGAUUUCCUGGGCAGCAACGAUUGUGAGGACAGCGCAGGAUCAGACAGUGUUUCAUUCGGUUGUACAGAGGGUGCUAUGAGUUGGAACUGACUCAACGGCACCUAACAACAACAACAAUCUUUAUGGAAACUAGGGCAUGGAAACUCUUAAGAAAUCAAGUAACUUGUCUAAGAUGAGGCAGAAUUUAAAUGUAGGUAAUGACCUGAAGGGGCCCUGGUGACGCAGUAGUUAAGUGUUUGGCUGCUAACCAAAAGGUCAGCAGUAUGAAUCCAUCAGCUGCUCCUUGGAAACCCUGUAAGUCAGUUCUUCUCUGUCCUAUAGGGUCACUAUGAGUCAAAAUCGACUCAAUGGCAAUGGGUUUUUGGGUAAUGACCUGAAAACCUAUACUCUUUCCUCUACUGGCCUAGCAAUGCUAUAUUCCCCAAAUACUGAAAAUUGGAGCAUCAUAACAGUACAGGGACAAACAUCUCUGUGGGUACACCAUGAAAAAAAAAGAAAUACAGAAGAAGGCUUAGAAUUUUCAGGACUGCUAGUUUAAGAUUCUAGUGGUUUGUCUAAGAUCCCAAUGAACUUGUAAUUGGCUUUCUCGUGCACACUAUGUACCUGGACUCUUUGGAUUCUUGUCUAUAAGACUCUUAUCCUUCAUGUGGCUAGUGGCUCUCCUAGCAUUAAAUAGGAUUUAUUUACAAAAGAUAAAAUAUAUCUGAAAGCUGAGAAGCCUUUGUCUUUUUCCUGUGCAGAACCCAGACUACUGGCCAUUUUGUUUUCCAAAAUGGCCGUUUAGGUCAUCUGAACACAGGAAAUACAGCUUUUUUCUUUUUUCAUCAUCCUCAUAUUUUAUUAAACACCCAUUUAAACAUGUUGCUGUAUUCUGAAAGGAUUAUAUACAUUCAAUUAGCUACAGUGAGAACAGUGGUAUUUUAGCAUUUUCAGAAAAACUGAUCUGGGAUUUGCUAGAUAAUUUUUAAGUGUAAAAAAUGUAUACAGUAUGAGUAUGUUCUUCAUUAAACAAAGAUUCAAACAAGAACUUAACAUAAAAGAUAAAAAGCCCCUUUCACCUUCCUGCCCCAAACCUGCUUUUUCCUAGAGGUAACCACUGCCAGUAGUUUGGUGUGUAUUC
This is a messenger RNA of Loxodonta africana (African savanna elephant), 2668 nucleotides long. RefSeq names its product rhomboid like 2 (gene RHBDL2). The record is from RefSeq and is a predicted model, not a curated record. Gene Ontology annotation, molecular function: serine-type endopeptidase activity. Gene Ontology annotation, cellular component: membrane. Bases 18 to 929 code for a protein of 303 amino acids. The transcript is spliced from 7 exons. NCBI's taxonomy places the organism in Eukaryota, Metazoa, Chordata, Mammalia, Proboscidea, Elephantidae.